AUUUCAUUCUAAGCCGCUAUGCAAAGGCGAAAGGAUGGGACAUCAAUUCUCCGGGACGAUUCGAUCAUUUCUUCUUAUUUUGGCGCUGUCUACGUGCUAUCUCACGGCUGCUCCCCCUGAUAUGCAAGCAAGAAUUGAACAACUUGAGAAAAACUAUAUCAAAGUCAAAGAACAUUUGGAAGGCAAAAUUAUUGAUUUGGAGACAAAAGUCGGUCGACUGGAAGCUAAAAUUGAAAAACAGGAUUCACUUUUGGCUGUUCUGAAGAAAGGACAUAAACCUUUGAAAGACAAUAUCGACAUCAAUCAACAUCGUCGUCAGAACGCAACUCUUCGUACUUGCCAUGAAAUCCACGUCGCAAAUCCGUCGUACCCCUCCGGUAUGUACUGGAUCGAUCCAGACGGUCAAGGCAUCGGUGAUCCACCAAUCCACGUCCAUUGCGAUAUGGACGGAAAAAAGGCCCCUUGGUAUGAUCCGGGAUGGAUUGGUUUCGAAGGCACAACAUACGUUUUGCAUGACAGUGAAUCGAAAAUGGACAUCGGAAAUUGCACAGAACCUGGAUGUUACUCGAGGCCAAUCAAAUAUUACGCGAGCGAUAGACAAAUUCAAGCGUUGAUUCAAUUGUCCACAGUCUGCGCUCAAAACAUUAUGUACAUAUGCAAGAAAUCGCCAUUAAACUACAAAGGGAUAGCCUACGCUUGGUGGAUCGACAAAGACGGCAAAAACCACGGCUUUACCAAUUGGCUGGGGACGUGCGACAAACUCCCUGAUAAAGAAGUUUAUGACCACGGUAUCCAUGUAGACAACAUCAACAACAACAAGCGCCAUCUGCCGUUUACGCGCUUCCAUUUUAGUAAUCCGCUGAACGGCUCCGGCCAACACCUAGUGACUCGGUUACGAUGUCGCGGAAAGGCAAAAACGGAGGCAAUGCCGAGAUCGUGCGAGGAUUUGUGGCGAAUAGGACAUACUCUCAACGGAAUCUACUCGGUCAGGGGAGAUAAACAAGUGGAAACUGUUUUCUGCCAAUUCGAUAAACGACCGAAUGAACAAGGUUAUCAAACAUGGAUCGGAUAUGUCGAUGUGAAAUCUUUGCCGACAUAUUUCUCCGUCCAGAAGAAUCAGUUGUUCAGAACACCGGGUGUUGCUAUACCAUUUGAAAUCGAAAAGGUUAACAUCGGCAAUAGCAUGAAUUUAAAAACGGGAAUAUUCACCGCACCACGGGAUGGCAUUUAUUUCUUCUCCUUCAACGGAUUGGUCAGUAGUCUCCCGAAUGUGAAUGAAUCGGGUCACCUCGGAGUAAGUCUUUUUUUAAACGCAAUCCAAGUUACUAAAAGUUAUCAAUAUGAGGAUAACGUCACCAUGCUCAGCGAUCGCCCACUGACACUUCAGACAACGUUGAAAUUGAAAGCCAACGAUCGUGUUUGGUUGCAGAUUGGCUUGGGACCGACGAACUCUCUGUUUGAUGACUAUAACGGAUAUGUUCGCUUUACAGGUUUCAUGUUGGACGAGGUAUUUGCAGUGCCUAAGUGAGGAACUUAGUUCGUAUUUGUAUUAGUGUGGUUUUAUAUUUUUUUUACGGGUGUAGGAAACUUAGCUUGAGGCUUUCGCCUCUCCGGGAAAAAUCAGAUAUUUGCCUCCACGAAAUCAAGAGCGUAGAUGUUCGCGUUUCAAUGUAAAAAUAUUCGAG
Molecule: messenger RNA, 1685 nt
Organism: Daphnia carinata
Lineage: Eukaryota; Metazoa; Arthropoda; Branchiopoda; Diplostraca; Daphniidae
Exons: 5
Coding region: 35-1528 (497 amino acids)
Molecular function (GO): protein binding; extracellular matrix structural constituent
Source: RefSeq, a predicted model, not a curated record